Molecule: messenger RNA, 1959 nt
Organism: Tarenaya hassleriana
Lineage: Eukaryota; Viridiplantae; Streptophyta; Magnoliopsida; Brassicales; Cleomaceae
Exons: 2
Coding region: 1-1959 (652 amino acids)
Cellular component (GO): nucleus
Molecular function (GO): transcription corepressor activity
Source: RefSeq, a predicted model, not a curated record
AUGGUUUGUCUGGGCGACGAGGAGAACAAUCAUUUGGACCAAAGAGAUAAUGCAGAGGAUUCCUCCGAAGUAGGCUUUGUCUGUGGAGACCCUCAAGUUGAUCCUCGGGUUGGAGAUGAAUACCAGGUCGAGGUGCCUUCAAUGAUGUCUGUACCUGAACUUGUCUCUGAUUCUUCUUCAUAUUCCUUUGCUGUGGGACUAUCCAUCCAAGUGGCAUGGAUAGAUAACGGUACUAGCAAGCUCGGAUAUGAACAGAGACUUGAAGAUAACGAUGUCGACAUGUAUGAAUCUCUCAGAUCACUAAGAGCAAAAUGCAAAAGUCUCCGUCCAAAGAUCAAAGCUCGCCAGGUCAAUGAGAUUUUGGAACCUAUAACAAGGAUAGAGGAAAGGUUGAAUCUUGAAGCUGUUCCCUUGCAGUCGGCCAGUUCUUGGAAAGAUUCUGACGUGGAUAGCUUUGUUCUUGGGCUGUAUACAUUCGGGAAGAAUUUUACUCAGGUCAAGAAGUUCAUGGAGAGUAAAGAAAUGGGAGAGAUACUUUCCUUUUACUACGGAAAGUUCUACAAAUAUGCCAAAUACCGGAGUUGGUCUGAUUCUCGUAAGAAGCGAAACCGGAAAUGUGUAUGUGGAAUGAAGCUCUAUUCAGGUUGGAGGCAGCAGGAGUUGUUAUCCCGUUUGAUUCCCAGACUUCCCGAUGAAUCUCAGAAAGAUAAGCUCGUGAAUGUCUCAAAGACAUUUGCUGAAGGAAACACUUCGCUGGAGAAUUUUGUCAGCCUGAUGAAGAAAAUCGUCGGUCUCCAGGCUCUUGUGGAUGCUGUGGCAAUCGGUAAAGCGAAAGAAGAUCUGACGAUCUCAGGGACAGAACCCAUCAAGACGAAACAAUGGUUCAAGGUUUCUUCAAACACAUCUGAAGCAAGUCCUCUUGCUUCACUCACAUCAAGUGACAUAGUGAAAGAGUUGACAUGUGGUUCCCGUCUGAGCAAAGCCCGUUGCAAUGAUAUCUUCUGGGAAGCUGUCUGGCCGCGUUUGCUAGCAAGAGGCUGGCACUCGGAGCAGCCCAAGGACCAUGGCUAUGGCUAUGGCUAUGGCUAUGUCACGUCUAAAGAUUACCUUGUCUUCCUUGUGCCUGGCGUGAAGAAGUUUUCGAGAUGGGAACUCGUUAGAGGAAACCAUUACUUUGAUUCUGUCAGUGACAUUCUGAAAAAGGUUGCUUCCGAUCCCGAGCUUCUCGAGUUCGGAGAGGUCAAAGUCGCCAAUGAGUUUGUUCAAAAGGACUCUUCUGACAUAUCAGAUCGAGAAUUUUCCCCAAGGGACAGCCAACUUCGUCGUUUCCUCAGGUCUCCAGGUCCUAACAGUCAGAGUUUGCACAUGAAGUUCACUGUUCUGGGCACUGGUUUGGAAGCAGGGAGGAAAUCGUGCGUUUUAUGGGAGCUUAGGAAUCUGUACAAAGAUAAGUCAGCACUGGCAAAAGUUUGCCAAAUGUUUCCAGUGGAUGGAAAGAAGAAUGUCAAUGGUGUUGAUGGAUGGAAAAGGGAAAGAAGACAUGCAAAGAAUUUAGUUGAGGAUCCGAAGAGAUUCACGAUCGUGGAUACAAGUAAAUCCACCCUGAGAAAGAUUUCCGGCGAUUCAUUUGAUGGAUUUGAACAAACCCGAGCUUGUUUUGAUUUGAACGUAAAUGCAAACGAGAAUCCAUUUGAGACCCUUAAUUCUCACAAGAAUCUGCUGGAGAGGGGAGCUGAUUUCGGUACAAAGGAAGAGACUUUGAAGAAGGAUCGGGGUCGAUCAAAGAGGGUUAUCAAGCACAAGUUCAUUCGAGGAGCAGAAUCUAACGAUCAUUCAGUUAAUUCUGUCCCCCUGUUGAAACGAAGGCGGCUCAGAACUUGCUUUAGGAGGGAAACAAAUCGUUCUGGUGAAAGUCCUGUGUUCAAGGCAUCUGAAUCUGACCAGACAAGUCUCUUCUGA